Messenger RNA from Chaetura pelagica (chimney swift), 1344 nucleotides. RefSeq names its product cirrhosis, autosomal recessive 1A (cirhin) (gene UTP4). Gene Ontology annotation, molecular function: protein binding; RNA binding. The annotation marks the transcript as partial. NCBI's taxonomy places the organism in Eukaryota, Metazoa, Chordata, Aves, Apodiformes, Apodidae. The record is from RefSeq and is a predicted model, not a curated record. The transcript is spliced from 12 exons. Gene Ontology annotation, cellular component: 90S preribosome; small-subunit processome; t-UTP complex. Gene Ontology annotation, biological process: maturation of SSU-rRNA from tricistronic rRNA transcript (SSU-rRNA, 5.8S rRNA, LSU-rRNA).
CCCCAGAAAGAGGACAGCAUCGUCGUGGGCACCUCCACUGGGGCCACGUACCAGUUCCAGCUGCUGCCAGUGAAGAUGGGUAGCCUGGAGAAGCGCUGGGUGCGGACCAAGCCCUUCCAGCAUCACACCCACGACGUGCGAGCCGUGGCCCACAGCUCCACAGCUCUCAUCUCCGGGGGCCUGGAUGCCCAACUGGUGAUCCGCCCACUGAUGGAGAAGAUGCAGAAGAAGGGCUACGACGCUGUGCUCCGCAAAUUCACCUUCCCCCACCGACGCCUCGUCUCCUGUGCCAGGAAAGCCCGUCUGCUCCUGUUCCAGUUCUCCCAGCACCUGGAGCUCUGGAGACUCGGCUCCACUGAUGAGACCGGAAAGGAUGGGGAGGUCCUUCCUGUGUGCCGCAUGCCGGAGCACCUCGUGCAGCUCAAGAGCAAGGGCCCGGAGCACAUCUACUGCAGCUGCAUCUCACCCUGCGGGGGCUGGGUCGCCCACUGCACCGCCUCCCGCUUCCACCUCUACCGGCUGCACUACGAGGGGGACAGCGAGGGGGACAGUGUCAGCAUCAAGAAGGUCCCCAAAGUCCCCAAGCUGCUGCUCCCAGCCUACCAGCUCCAGUUCUCUGCUGACUCCAGCAGCCUCUUUGUUGCUUCUGCUCGAGGCUCUGGCUGGGUCCUCCAGCUGCUGGCGCCCGGGGGAUGCAAACACCUGCACACGUUUCGGCCGCCCUCAGGGUCCCCCGAGGCUGUUUACCUGCUGGCAGCAAGCGCGGACGGGCACUGGCUGGCUGCUGUGGGUGGGGACUGGGCCAUCCACAUCUACAACUUGAAAUGCUUCAAGCAUCACUGCACGGUGCCCACCUACAGCUGCGCCGUGACGGCCCUCGCCAUCCACCCCCUCACCAACAACCUCGUCAUCGCCUACUCCGACCAGCAGCUGUUCGAGUUCAGCAUUCCCGAGAAGCAGUACACGGCCUGGAGCCGCGCCGUGCAGAACGGGGGGCUGCACCGGGCCUGGCUGGAGAGGGACACGCCCAUCACCCACAUCGCCUUCAACCCCAAGAACCCCUCACACAUCCUGCUCCACGACGUCCACAUGUUCUGCCUCCUCGACAAGUCCCUGCCCUUGCCGGACAACAGUGCCCUCCUGAUGAACCAGAGCACCCUGAAGCAGCUCCCAGAGACAGCCCGGCAGCGGCAGCUCCACGCCUUCAAGAUCUGCAAGAAGUUCCAGCCCCUACUCUUUGCCGACAUGCUGGACGAGAACUGCCUGGUGAUGGUGGAGCGGCCCAUCAUGGACAUCAAGACCCAGCUGCCGCUGCCUGUCCAACAGAAGAAAUUUGGCACCUGA